AUGACGGAGAAAGAAGUGAGCGUUUCUUCGCCACCUGAGCGAGCACCUGAUGUUAAUCAGGGUGUGGAGAAUGAUGAUAAGGAAGAGCGUGGAGGAUGGACAAUGCCUCAACAACAGAAAACACCGAGCAAAGCAGUGGGAUUUGAGGCUGCCAGCGCGAGUGGGGAGCAGCCACAAGAACUCAAGGCUCAAAUGAAACGACGAAUGUCGAAGAUGAAGAAGAUGGUCUCGGAAUUGGGACUUAAGCAGGAGAGUGUGGGUGGUCUUAUUGAUCUCUCUUUCUUGCCAGGAUUUGCAAGUGAUGAGGUUAAAGCGCUUAACAAAGAUGUAUUGAAAGCUGAGAAAGAACUUCGUGAUGUUGAGGAAUUAGUGGAAGAACAAGAGGAAAGAUCGUCUAUAAUGGAAGAGCAUAUGAAACGUGUAAGGCAAGAGAUCACAUUUACACAGCUCAGAGCCGAUGUCAAACGAAGAGAAGCUUUCACGGAAGAGAAUUUGAGAAAAAUAUCGGAAAUGGAAGCGAGAAGGCUAGAGAGAGAGAUUCGUAAGUUUGAGAAAGACACGGAUGAACUCAAUGAUCGCAUGAGGGGACUUAAGGCCGCUAUCAAUAGUGGUAACGAAAAAAUGGACGAAUUUCGACUUUUGAUGCAAUGGAAUCAGGAAGAGCUGGAUCAAUGGAUGCAAGCAGCUAGGCAGAAAGACGAGGAUAGUGUUGCACUACAGAGCUAUACGAAGAAUGAUAGUUCUAAACUCAAAGAGCUUUACCUUGAACUAGAAAAAGCCUCUGGAGGCCUUUAUAAUCUCCAGCAGCAGCUUGAUGAUGAAGUUACCGAAACUCAGAGUGCACAGAUUCAGCUGAACAGAACGGCAGAAGUUUUCAAAGAUUUACAAAAUGAGAGACAGAAGCUCGUUGUCAUGUGGGAGGAGACAAUAGAAGCUAUCCAUAUGCGUGACGAAGGCAUUCAUAAAGCUGCCGAAGAGUUUGCAGCAAACAAAGCUGUACUUCGCCACAAAAAAAGGCAGCUGGAUGGUCUGUCUACCAAUCUAGAUGGAGAAGUCGAGAAAAAUGACCUUGUAAAUAAGAGGAAGAAACUCGAAUUAGUAGAAAGGAAACUAGCAGAUUUAAGGAUAAAAGUCGAGGAUGAGUACAUGCUUCUUGACACACUGGACAAGAAGAGACAUGAGCUUGAAAAAAUCCUUGCAACUGAGGAAGUUAAUCUAAAGGUUGCAAGAAAAGAGGUGUCUGACUUACGCGAGAGACAUUUUAAGGAGUCUGAGAAACUAAACGACAUGAAAGCGAAAGAGAAAGAUAUUCUAUUUGAAAUCCAUGGGGCCAAAUCUCAAGCAAAAUCUCUGACUAAUCAGAUUCAUCAGUUAGAAUCGAGCAUGAUCAAGCAAGAAGAGGUGCUGUACUCGGCCGAGUUCCAGAUACAGUGCCUUGAGAGGAAAGUAGCCCGAGCCGGUGGUGAGACAAGUGAUGUGGAGGCUCGUGAGUUUAAUGCAAAAAUUCAGCAGCUUGAACAGGAAUUGCAGGAGAAACUAGCAGAGGAGGUGAUUGUUUUGCAGCAGCUCAAAAAAUCUCAAGACGAUCUUAGAGCGGCCGUACGCAAACGUGAAGAAUUAACAAGAAAACUGAAUCAAAUUGAGGAAAAGAAUGCUGAACUGUCAUUAGAGUCAGAAACAGGGCUUCAUACCCUCAAGAACCUUGUAAAGGAAAAGGAAGAAAAGAUGCUUUCGCGUGAUCUUCUGCAGAUGGAAGUUAAUCGCCUCCAGGGAAUGCUAAGCAAGAAUGCCGAUGCCGUUUUUGGAAUGGAGAGCACAAAAAGAAGACUUCAGAUGAGUAUGGAGGAAUGUCGACGGGAGAUUGAAAGGUCACCAAAUUAUUUUGUCAUUAAAGCUGCACAGGAGCGAGAAGAAAUUCAGCGAGAAGGCUAUAAACUUGAACAGGAGGUCAAACAGGUCCAAGCAGACGUUUCGUCUCUUGCAAGGGCUUUUGAAGAUGUAAAAGACGCCAACACACUCUACAGGAACAGUCAUAAGACUGCAAACACACUGAAGCUUGAGAAUGAAAAAGCACAUUUGAAGGUAGUCUUUGAGCAAGCCAAAGAGCGGCUUCAAAACAAGGAAUUUGAUCAAGCCGAACAGAGAAAUGCCACCACGGAGGAAAAAGAGAGUCAUGAGUUGGAGACCUUGAAGAUCCUCCAACAUCAAGUUGAGACAGCUGAAAAAGAUAACAAGGAGCACACCAAGAAACAACGGCGAGCAACUGUACGAUUUGAAAGGCUAGCAUCAAAACUGAAAGAAUCAUAUGGGGACUUAGAUGCUGAGCGCAUUGCAAAGGAAAUGCAACUGUCUGAAGCAAGAGAAACAAUAACAGAUGUUUUAUAUAAGCUGAAGGCUGUGAUUCAGGAAAACCCUGAUCUAGGCCGUAUUAUCCAAGAACGAGUUGCUGACGCUGGCUUUAAAAUGCCAUCAAACACUUCAAGUGUAAAGUCAAACGUUUCUGGAUCAACAAGGGGAAGCAUCAUUUCGAGCAGAGGCUCCAUAUUUUCAGCUGGAAUGCCUGGCUCAGCUAGAACCUCAAGAAGUGGUAGUGUUGUGACAAUGGAAUUUCUGGAGUGA
Selaginella moellendorffii is the source of this 2619-nucleotide messenger RNA. Its product is annotated as coiled-coil domain-containing protein 39-like. Gene Ontology annotation, cellular component: axoneme. The record is from RefSeq and is a predicted model, not a curated record. The transcript has 14 exons. Bases 1 to 2619 code for a protein of 872 amino acids. Gene Ontology annotation, biological process: cilium-dependent cell motility; inner dynein arm assembly; cilium movement. Lineage: Eukaryota; Viridiplantae; Streptophyta; Lycopodiopsida; Selaginellales; Selaginellaceae.